Aaosphaeria arxii CBS 175.79 is the source of this 1543-nucleotide messenger RNA. RefSeq lists its product as uncharacterized. The coding region runs from base 145 to 1263 and encodes 372 amino acids. The record is from RefSeq and is a predicted model, not a curated record. The transcript has 4 exons. NCBI's taxonomy places the organism in Eukaryota, Fungi, Ascomycota, Dothideomycetes, Pleosporales.
GUCCGCUCAGCUCCCUCGAUAUUUUGCACUCAUAUUUCGCUUCUCCUAAAGAUUGAUUUCCCUACCUCCGCGUGUUCUAGGGCGUGACAAUUCGAUCUUUUUAGAUUCUAAGCGGGCGCAUUGAAUUUCUUGUAGCCUUAAAUUAUGGCCCAUGAUGAGGAAAAAGGGCUGGCAAACGUCGAUGUGAGGGACUACGCGGCCCCAAAUAGACAAGGGACAUUCAUUCCCGGAGUCGACGAGCAAGAAGACGAAGGUCGUUAUUUUCCCCCUUCUCGGGUAGGCACAGGGGUUGCAUCGACAGGCCAACCCGAGUCCGCUCCUGGAACCCGGCCAACGAGCGCCAUAAAUAGUUUGAAUAGCAAUGCAACAGGACCCAGAAAUUCGCGACAGGAUCGGAACGAUACCGAAUCCAUUCCACCGGGCACUCGGCCCAAUUCGCUGAAAGAAGGAGAGGGCUAUCCAGAACCCGACCCUCCCAUUAUUCGCGAAGAUCUAGCUGACAUUCGACCUGACGCUGUUCAGGAAGCCGAUGAUGUUCACUUAGGUGCUUGGCUUGUCAAUCAGUUCAAGUCAGAUUUGUUCCAUGCGCACUGGGAUACACGACCAGAGAAAGACAAACGACCGCAUUUGAGAAUCAACCUGGCAGGCCUGAACCGUAUGCGUAUGCGAAAGCUACAAGUUAAGCUCGCUCAACAAGUGAUACAUAUGCGUUAUCAUGAAACAGAACCCAAGGGCUGGGAAGAUUUGCUCUCACAGUAUAUCAAAGCCUCCAAAGACUCUGACUACAUCCGGAACUGUGUGAAUCGAAAAUUGGACGAUCCAUUUGUUGUAAUAUCUGAAAGAUGGAUCGAUGCGCAGGUUUUCAAGACCUUGCUGGACAUGGUACCCCCAGAGAAACGCAAAGGGGAUAAACUCUGGGACGAGGAUGGACGGGUGACUUCAUUUGCGAAACCAGUCGAAACAGGACCAGAGCCUAUCGGAGGAACACGCGCUGAGAGAGGGCAGAAACAAAGGACAGAGGAGUUCUUCACCCGUCUGGCUUUCUCCGUGAUAGGUGGAAUCUUCCUCGUUGCCCCAAUGUGGCUGAUGGUGCUCCACAACACCAGAUACACUGCCCUCGUUACCACAUCGGUAGCAGUGUUAUUGUGGGGCAUGGCGAGUGCUUGGAAACUUGAGGGCGGUCCACUCGCAGUACUGUCUACUACCGCAGCCUAUGCGGCAGUGCUGGUGGUAUUCGUGGGCACAAAUACUUCAUCACAAUAAAUUAGCGUGUUCGCAACAGAAGUCUGUAGGCUGUAGAAUCUUUGAUUUUAAAUCAAUCACUGUAGACAUUCAUACAUCGAUUUAUGUAGAGUCAUAUCACUGCUGACUAUCCAUAUAUUGCUGUUAGAAUGUUUAGAGGGUGGAAGCAUUCAUCUAUCCCCCUCCUUUGCACACAAAUGGUACCUGUCUCUCAACCUAAGGGGGAAGUCGGAAAUAGUCCUGGCCACCCACUAUUUGUUAUGAUCACCACCCAAGCACCGUUAUAUCUAAUAAAUAAUAU